AUGCGCGCUCCGUGGUCAUCGCCGGCGUCCCGGUCGCCGCCGCUGGGCCUCGCCGCCGCCGCGACAUGCCUCCUCUUCGCCACGACAACCCACGCCGCCGCGGCCUCCGGCGGCUUCUGCUUCGACGCGUGCCAGAACACCAUCCGCGCGCCGCACUUCAACGACACCGCCCCGGCCAAGUCCAAGCUCGUCCAGUCCUGCGAGAGCCUGCUGCACAUCAAGUCGCUCUACCUCUGCGCGGGCGUGCACUGCGACGCGGCGGAGCGGGACCGCGGCAUCGCGGCGCAGAACGAGACCUGCGUGCGGUACAUGAAUGCGUCGCUGCCGCCGUUCGACAUCGUGGCGGGGUACUCGGACGAGGAGAUCGCGGGGAUGAGGAGGUUGAGGAAGGAGGAGUCCGUGGCGGAGACGGUGUUGAACGAGGUCGUGCUGCCUGAGGAGAGCUUUUGGCAGAUUUGGUAUGAUUCGUUGGAAUCGGUUGAGUAUACGUACAGCCGGCAUUACAGAUACGGUUUCUAUGUCAUCGUAUUCUGGCUUGUGGUUUGCGCCGGGGGUCUCGCCGCACGCUUGGUCUCCGCCAUAGGAAGCCUCCAAAACCAGGAAUGGGACGCGAGAAAGGACCCCAACAUGCUUCACUGGGUAUCGCUUUGGCUCAAACGAUACAUCACCGUCCCGGCCACCUUCGGAUACAGGUGUUCUCAGAACCUUGGCUGGUGCACCAUACCGCCCCGCAUCCAGAGCCUGACGAUAUUUGCGUUCAUCGCCCUGAACACUUGGUAUUGCUGUUACGGGUACUAUAUUCUUCCCGGGCACAUGUACUGGCCGGAUGUAUGGAAGCAGAUUGGCCGUUAUGUCGCUGAUCGAACCGGUAUCAUCUCGUUCGCCAACUUCCCCAUCAUCUGGCUCUUCGGCAUGAGGAACAACUUGCUCAUGUGGGUGACUGGAUGGGACUUCGGAACGUACAACAACUUCCAUCGCUGGGUGGCCCGUGUCUCGACACUCCAGGCCUUCAUCCACACCGUCGUAUAUUGUGCUCUCGUCUUGAGUGAAGGCGGGUGGACCUACUUCAUGUGGUGGUGGACGCAGAUGUUCUGGUGGGCUGGUUGGUUUGCCAUGUUCGGCAUGAUCUUCCUCCUCGUCGCCUCGGUGUUUUGGAUGCGCCGCAGGCAAUACGAGCUCUUCCUCAUCCUCCACAUUCUCCUCUCGAUCCUCACUCUCGUCACCAUGCUCGGCCACGUCUCCAUCUUCAACCAUCAAUUCGACAUCCUCUUCUGGGUUCCCUUCUACAUCUGGGUAGCAGACCGCCUCCUCCGCAUGUCUCGAACCAUCGUCUUCAACCCCAAGUUCUGGAACACCUUCGCCCUCGCCACCUACGACGCGAACUCAAACAUCGUCCGCCUCAGCAUCCCCUACUCCACCAGCGCCUACGAACCCAAGCCGGGCACUUACUACUACCUCCACGUCCUCUCCGACAAGCGUUUCUGGGAAUCCCACCCCUUCACAAUGGCCUGCACCACCACAAACACCCAGCACAACCGCAAGUUCUCCAGCGAACAGACCCCGCUCCUCGUCGCCGGCGAGCACGACCACGCCGACCUUGCCGCCGAACCUACCUCCGAGCAGCCCCGCAACGGCUUCCCCUCCAUGACCUUCCUCAUACGCCCCUACGACAGCUUCACCGGCCGCCUCCGCGAAGCCGCAUCCGCAGACUGGCCCCGCCCCGCCCGCCUCCGCGUCCUCGUCGAGGGCCCCUACGGCCACACCCAGCCCUUCUCCGACUUCGACGACCUCCUCUUCAUCGUCGGCGGCAGCGGCGUCGUCGUCCCGCUCGCCCACCUCGCCAAACUCACCCGCGUCUCAUCUCGUGCCCGUUCCAUCAAGAUCAUCUGGGCCGUCCGCGAGCUGAGCUUCGCGGCCGACGUGCUCCGCCAGGACUUCGAGGAUGCGUUCGAGAGCGGGAAGUUGUCCGUCGACGUCUACGUCACGCAGAGCAGUCUCGCGUCCAACGCCGAGAGGCCGGAGGAGUGGCCCGAGCAGGUUCGGCUAUUGCAUGGUCGGCCUGACGUGAGGGAGGAGAUCCUGGACGCCACGACCGCGGCGGAGAAGAGUCGUCUUGCUGUUGUGGCGUGCGGGCCGAAUGUCAUGGCAGAUGAUGCUAGGAAGGGCGUGGUUGAGAUGCUCGGACGGGGAUACUCGAGGAUCGAGUACUUCCAAGAGAGCUUCAACUGGUAA
Messenger RNA from Colletotrichum karsti, 2232 nucleotides. RefSeq names its product ferric reductase like transmembrane component. The record is from RefSeq and is a predicted model, not a curated record. Bases 1 to 2232 code for a protein of 743 amino acids. The transcript has 7 exons. Gene Ontology annotation, biological process: copper ion import; intracellular iron ion homeostasis; iron ion transport. NCBI's taxonomy places the organism in Eukaryota, Fungi, Ascomycota, Sordariomycetes, Glomerellales, Glomerellaceae. Gene Ontology annotation, cellular component: plasma membrane. Gene Ontology annotation, molecular function: ferric-chelate reductase activity.